AUGUCCAGCGCGGUAGCAAGCUCAACUGCCGAUCCGUCAUCCACCCGGAGGAAAGCUAGCAAAGCCUGCUCGAGGUGUAUGCGAUACAGGACUAAAUGUGUUCCCCUGCGAUCUGAUGCGGUCGGUCAACCUCCUUGUGAAGCCUGUGAUACCUUGGGUUUGGCUCAGGAAUGUACAUUCCUACCUAGAGGCCAAUCUGCCUUGGACAGGUCACAUCGUCGCAGAGCCCCUCGAGGACAUACAUCAGACUUCCUUGACACAUUGAUUCAAGUAUCGAGCUAG
Kwoniella mangroviensis CBS 8507 is the source of this 282-nucleotide messenger RNA. RefSeq lists its product as uncharacterized. The record is from RefSeq and is a predicted model, not a curated record. The transcript has 3 exons. The coding region runs from base 1 to 282 and encodes 93 amino acids. Lineage: Eukaryota; Fungi; Basidiomycota; Tremellomycetes; Tremellales; Cryptococcaceae. Gene Ontology annotation, molecular function: DNA-binding transcription factor activity, RNA polymerase II-specific; zinc ion binding. Gene Ontology annotation, biological process: regulation of DNA-templated transcription.